Messenger RNA from Oncorhynchus tshawytscha (Chinook salmon), 2477 nucleotides. RefSeq names its product phospholipid phosphatase-related protein type 5-like. The record is from RefSeq and is a predicted model, not a curated record. NCBI's taxonomy places the organism in Eukaryota, Metazoa, Chordata, Actinopteri, Salmoniformes, Salmonidae. Gene Ontology annotation, biological process: phospholipid metabolic process; signal transduction; phospholipid dephosphorylation. The transcript is spliced from 8 exons. Bases 572 to 1558 code for a protein of 328 amino acids. Gene Ontology annotation, molecular function: phosphatidate phosphatase activity.
UUCGUUCACUCUAAUUAUCUCUCUCACUCCUCACAUCCUCCACUCUCUCUCUCUCCCAGCCUCUCUAGUUCUUUCUCUCUCUAUUGAAGCCCUCAAGCCGUACCGAUUCAUUAGUUAGCUUCGUCCGUCCAUGGAAGAUUAGCAAAGUAGCGUAGCGACUGCAUGUUGCCCAGUGCAUAUAGAUAGACUGUGUUGCUUGUGCUUUACUGUGAAUCUAUACACACACAUUAACACACUCUAGCAGACAAACACACUAUCUCUCUCUCUCCCUCUCUCUCUCUCUCUCUCUCUUUUCAUUCUGUCUCUGUGACUGUAGCGUUGGCUUACUAGAGAAAGCAGCAGUGAAAGUGCAGGCGGUCUACUUUGACUGAAGACUCGGAGCAGAUAAAACAAACACAGACAGAAGACAGCAGGAUGGGAGCCUUCAGCGAGUUGUAAAAUACUCCAGUUCUUCUCUGUCAAAGGCAGAGGCUGUGGCUACUGUCUAGCAACACUUCAUCACCACUACUUCUCUGGUGCAUCAGUCCAGCUAACAGAAGAGAAACAGAAGAGAAACCGGGAAGAAGGAACAAUGAGGAAUAUAGGGGACAGAGACCUACAGAAGACCAGCACCUACAUCGUACCCUGCUUCCUGUUAGUGGAGCUGGUGAUCAUGGCUGGAACGGUUCUCCUGGCGUACUACUUUGAGUACACAGACACGUUCCCCGUUCACGUCCAAGGGUUCUUCUGUUUCGACAAGACGUUCUCCAAACCGUACCCCGGACCCGAGGAUGACAGCAAGGCGCCGCCGGCACUGGUCUACUCUCUGGUCACCGCUAUCCCUACUGUCACGAUUCUGAUUGGAGAGGUGACAACGUUCUUUGUGAAAGCGGAGGGGGCUCAGGAGAAGACCAUUGUGACAGCUGACUGCUGUUACUUCAACCCCCUCCUCCGCAGGAUAGUACGCUUUCUGGGCGUCUACUCCUUUGGCCUCUUCGCCACCACCAUCUUCGCCAACGCAGGCCAGGUGGUGACAGGAAACCAGACCCCUCACUUCCUGUCUGCCUGCCGCCCCAACUACACAGUCUUGGGCUGCCAGUCCCCCAUGCAGUACAUCACAGAGCGCCGCGCCUGCACUGGGAACCCCUACCUGGUUGCGUCUGCACGCAAGUCCUUCCCCUCCAAGGACGCGGCCCUCAGCAUCUACUCUGCUGUCUACACAGUGAUGUACGUGACGCUGGUGUUCCGUACAAAGGGCACCCGGCUGACCAAGCCCACCCUGUGUCUGACCCUCCUGUCCCUGGCUGUGCUGGUGGGGGUGGUGAGGGUCACGGAGUACAGGAACCAUUGGGGUGACGUCCUGGCUGGAUACCUGACCGGAGGGGCCAUCGCUGCCUUCCUGGUGACAUGUGUGAUCAACAACUUCCAGCAGACGGCGUCAGCCCUGCCCCCGCUGCCCCCCCAGCGCCCUCAGCCCCCCCACGGCAUGCUACUGUCCACCCUACCUCGCGUGGAGAGUCCACUUGAAAAGUUAAGUUGCCCUCAGGUUCCAAGACUACCGUACACUGAGAUCACAUGACCAUCAGCCAUACCUGUGCCCCGUCCCUCCCGAUGUGCUCCUCCCCUCGCGGCGCUUCAUCUCCAGCGAAGUCUAGACCUGCCCUCCAUCUCUGAGCACCACGCCCCCUGCCCCGCCCACCCUGAGGGGCGGCCCCCUCUCCGACGCUCGUUCUCCACCCAGGUCUAGAACAUGGAACCUAGAACCUAAAUCACCCAGAUCCAACCUCAAAACAACCUUACCUGGGAGGGACUACCUGGACUUGUCCAAUAAGAAAGGCUUGUUUUUGUUUUCCGCUGCAAAACAUUUUGCUACGGUGUGCAGUAAUGAAUACGACCCUGAAGUAGGUAGAAGUUUACCCUAACCAUUAAUACAUGGUCAUAAAUCUUGUCAUCAUUGUAUGGUUAGGGUUGGGGGUAAGGGGAAUCUGAUCCUAGAUCUGUUGUUAGCCUCCAUCACCAAGGAGACGACCCAGGCCACAGCCAUGGUAACCGGCUAAGUCUGCGGGCUAAACAGAUUUGAUCGGAUAUGGCAUCCUUUCCCUCUGUCUGUCUCGACCUUGUUCAUCAAAUGUUGUUUUUUUGCCUUGUACUCUUUUGAUUUUUCCCAAGAUGACCCAAUGGUGUACAAAUACAAGCUCACCAAAGCCAAGACUACUAAGAGCUGUGGAAGCAAUUACAGUACCUUUCCCUUCGCCACAGUUCUAUUGUUUUGUCUCCACUUCUCCCUUUGGGUCUCCUCUUUUUCUUCUUCUUCUACUCUACUUUAAUGUACAGACAGAGAAGUCUUCUUCUACUCUACUUUCAUGUACAGACAGAGAACACUAAACAGUGGUUGAACGACACAGAAAGAGGGGCACGGUGCAUAAAAAUAAACAAAACACAAUGGAAAGAUGAGAUCAAUAUACAGUUUGGACACACUUUCUCAUUCAAAGUUUUAA